GAACUAAAUUUGGUGUAGCAAAAAAUGUGACUCUAAUUUCUGUUAAGGUGUGCGAUGCUUCAGGAGGUUGUGAUGGCAGCGCCAUUCUUUCAGGAAUAAGCUUUGUAGGAAAGCAACAUACGAAAAGCAAUAACAAGAAUACAGUGAUUAAUAUGUCCUUAGGUGGAUUUGGCAAUGAUUUUAAUAAUGCGGUUGUUGCAGUAGGAAAAAUGGGUGUCCAUGUCGUUGUUGCUGCUGGAAAUGAUGCAACUAAUGAUUGUCUUGUAACACCAGCAUCAGCACCUAAUGCCAUAGCAGUUGGAGCUACUGAAACUGAUUCUGAUGCUAUUGCAAUUUUCUCAAACUUUGGAAAUU
Racocetra persica is the source of this 354-nucleotide messenger RNA. Lineage: Eukaryota; Fungi; Glomeromycota; Glomeromycetes; Diversisporales; Gigasporaceae. The record is from the annotation of a GenBank genome assembly.